Messenger RNA from Biomphalaria glabrata, 2286 nucleotides. RefSeq lists its product as uncharacterized. The coding region runs from base 160 to 2070 and encodes 636 amino acids. The transcript is spliced from 2 exons. NCBI's taxonomy places the organism in Eukaryota, Metazoa, Mollusca, Gastropoda, Planorbidae. The record is from RefSeq and is a predicted model, not a curated record.
GCCAGUAAUAACGACAACUCAGAAUCAUCCAGGUUUAGUUUUCAACUCUUGUCUAAACUCUACUAUUGGAAGUGCUUUAAUGUGUGCGGCUACCGUCUGCUCCUGGAAGUGGUCAGCUGCUAGUGAACUUCCACCUCUUGCAGGCGGUCAAGCGUCAUCAUGGGGAUUAAAAGCAAACUGUAUUGUUGCACCACAAGGCAAACAUUCAGCAUAGUGAUCGCAUUUUGUUUACUUUGUAUGCUGACAUUAAAGUUCAAUUCUCCGAGAGAAUUCCUAGUCAGUAAAACGUUUACCUUAUCUACUUGCAGUUUUCCGCAUCUGGACCCUUUCGAACCGUAUGUCAUUCGGUACGCUGGAAUGGACAAAAAACCACUCAAGUGCCAAUCAGAUAUGCCCGAUUUGACUUUUGUGCGAAAUAACUCGCUUAGUAUUGACCAAAACAAGAUCAAGGAAAAUUUUGGCAAUCAGGCUGUGCUGUGUGAGUUUCAAACUAUUAAAAGGCAUCCAUCAAAUGAUUGGGAUAUUGUCGUUGGGAACUGGACAAGUAUUGUCAAUGGAUAUACAAAGCUUGACAGCGAUGCCGAGUUUUUGCGCGCCAUGUGCAAGGUUAACGGGUCAAAGGUCGUGUCUAAAACGUAUCACUCUAUCAUCCCGAGGAGAUCGGAAUAUUCGAAACUUCACUCUACCCUGUUGAAGAAAAGAGAUCAGCUUUAUUCCCCGAAGGAGACUUUGAAUGUAAUCAUGAUCGGAUUUGACGGCGUCUCUAGGCAUCAGUUCUUACGUGGCAUGAACAAGACAUACAACUUCUUGAUGACAGAGCUAGCCUCCUUUGACAUGACCAUGCACACGCAGGUCGGGAAAGACACAUUCGAGAACUACCUGGCCCUCCUCGGGGGAACUUCGUGGUCUGAGCUGAAAAAGUGGUGGGAAUUCAAACAACCAGGUGACGCUCUCGACCUUGUCUGGAAGGAGUUCUAUGACGCCGGCUACCAAACGCUUUUCACCGAAGAUCAGCCAACCGGCGGGGCGUUUCAUUAUCAGAAGAUGGGUUUUCUGUUCAAGCCCACUAUUUACAACAGUCGCCCGAUGGCUCUAGCUCUAGAGCGUGAUAAUGAAAUGUGGAAGAUGGGCAAGGACUGUGUGGGAAGUCAAGCCGAGUUUAGUUUCCACAUGGACUACGUCCGUCAAUUUCUGAAGACUUUUACCAAUAUGCCCAGUUUUGUUUUUACCUUUCUGUCCAAAGUGACCCAUGAUGACAUGACCUAUCUUAAGUCUGUAGAUGAACUGGUGCUACAGGAGUAUCAAAAGCUCCAGGAAUCUGGGGAACUCAAUAAGACUCUGUUGAUAACCUUCUCCGACCACGGGCCAAGACAAGGCAAAAUAAGACAGACUAUUCACGGUAUGGUGGAAAGCAGAAACCCCUACACGAUACUUACUAUUCCUCAAUGGUUCUUAACGAAGUAUCCAGGCGUCGAAAAGAACUUGGAAACGAACACAGCCCGUCUUACCACACACUUUGACACCUUUGAGACUUUACGAGAAUCCCUGUACUUUGGAAGCAGCGAAACACCUCUUAGAAAAAACAAACACGGUGUCAGCCUAUUUCAGGAAAUCCCAAUUACAAGAACGUGUUCGGAUAUUCCCAUUCCUCCUGAAUUUUGCCUCUGUGGGCAAAAGGGCUAUUCGGCGAGUCUUGAUGUAAAAUCUAAACUCGCCUCCAUCUUGGCGCAACAUGUCAUGUCAGAAAUAGCGACAAACGUGAACACAACGUUGUGCGCCAAUCUAACUUUGAAGUCUAUUGUCCAAAUAGACGAUGUCCAACUCUCAGAGGCGCUUCAAAAAGACGCGAACAACAGGAAGAUAUACAAGGUGAGGCUGCUGACAAGUCCUGGCGACGCCUUGUUCGAAGGAACUGUGUUCACGGAGGAAGGAGCUUCAACAGAAGGUCAAGGCAAACUGGUCGUAGCGAAGGUCAUAGAACGGCUGAAUUUGUACAGGGGGCAAGCGGAAUGUGUGGAAAGCGCCAACGAAAGAUUAUUUUGUUACUGUAAAUCUUUGUUAAAAAUCUAGGAGAUAACUUACGCUCAUUGGAGACUAGAGAAACUGAAAGUGAAAACUUAGACAUGAGGUUUUAGGUAAUGGUUUAAACCUGUGACAGAUAUUAAUAAUGUAAGAUUAGAUAGCAUAGGUGAUUGUUGUGUACAUCAAAUCGGUCAUUUAUGAGAGGAAUGUUUUAUAAAUGAUAUUGACGUAUAUAAUUUGUGAUAAAUGUGAUACGUUCAAACA